Messenger RNA from Pogonomyrmex barbatus (red harvester ant), 6559 nucleotides. RefSeq names its product Glial cell line-derived neurotrophic family receptor-like (gene Gfrl). Gene Ontology annotation, biological process: nervous system development. Gene Ontology annotation, cellular component: external side of plasma membrane; signaling receptor complex. NCBI's taxonomy places the organism in Eukaryota, Metazoa, Arthropoda, Insecta, Hymenoptera, Formicidae. Gene Ontology annotation, molecular function: signaling receptor activity. The record is from RefSeq and is a predicted model, not a curated record.
GCCGCCACGACGCAGCGCUCUCGACUCCGAAUCGCGAAAACGCGACCGCGAAGUGCCGCGACACGAGGACGAGAUUCUUUCGGAGAGCCUUCGAACGAAUAUCCGCUUCCGAGCUCUCGGAAACCGCAAGCACACGCUUCCUCAGGAGAGACACGCAUUUGAGAAAAAAGCCAAACGUUGAUCCACUUCCGAGGAAGAUCGUGACGCCGUUGCGAAAUCGGCGGCAAUUGAUUUUUUUUUCGGAGAGCAAGAUCGAUCUCGCGGAAAUAUGAUAGUCGUUAUCGUGAAUCAUCGAACUAAUCAUCUUUGUAAGUGACAACAAUUGCAGAAUCCGUCAGCGGUGAGAUUGCGCGGGGAAGAUUGAUUUCAUAUUGAUCGCGGAUGACUCAGUUCUCCAGAAGAUCGCUAAGGUUCGACUGGUAAAUUAUUAGUGUGUGUGCGCGCGUGUAUUACGAUUCGGCAACGGUGAAUGAGAAGACCGCGUGAUUCUCGCUACCUCAAGAAACACCCACGAGAUUCUUGGUUUUCGAGAGAGGCGUCUUUUUAUAAUUUCGAUAUUCUUCCAAUCAAAGCCGUGUGUUGCUCAAAAGAUUCUCGCUGUUUUAGAAUUCGGAGGACUCGUAGAUCUUAAAUAUUAAAGAAUAAUAGGAUUCAGUGCGGAGAAAGAGUGGAGAAUAGUGCAAUAUUUUUUGAAAGUGUCUUAAACUUAAUACUCGAGGAUGCUCUGAGUGCUAUGAGUCUUAAACAGAUCCCAAUUUUGCAGAAAAGAUCUUUAAAAGUAGCGUUUUAAUGAAAAAUGUUGGGGAACGUUCCACAAAGUAUUUAUCCUUGGAUCCAUUUAAACGCCUCGCUAGAAAAAGAUCCUUAGUAUCUCAAAAAGGAUUCAUAAAUUAUGAAUUUGUAAGAGAGGAAAAAAAGCUUUCUCUCAUGAUAAAAUUAUAUUGAAUACUUCGACGACGAGCAAUUUGUUUCGUUCUUACGUACAUAAUUUUGAUUUUUCUAAAAAAAUCAUGUAUUGCAAUAAAAAUAACAAUCGCGACAUUGGAAGUAUGCUUUAUAGAUUCCGUAGCUUCAAAAGCAAAAUUGUUAACAAUAGAAAUUUAAUACGAUGAAUACUUUAUCAAAUUGUUUAGACUCUUCCAUUUUCUAUCUACUUUAUAUGGUGUACCAAGGAACAACAUCCUCCGGUAUUGGAAGAAUAAUUCGUCAGCAUUCAAAUUUCUAAGUAAAAAGUCUCGAUCCAUUAAUACUUUGCUAGAAAUAAAGUUUCCGCUUCGGAUUCAAAUCGGUAAGGGAGGAGGAAUCUCUCUCAGUAAAAAAAAUCUCAAUGAACGCUUCCGAGGUGAAAUAUCUAAAUCCGCAUACAAUUCCGCAUUUAGUCGACUUGCUCAAGAGAGAUCACCGCACGAUCAAGAACUUAUUACGGAUUAUCUUAAUGAUCGAAUCGAGACAGGAAGCAGCUCGAGAAUAGUUAAGUGACAUCUCGAAGCGGUCGCUGCAACAUUGAGAGCUACAGGACAAGUUUCCGUUUGCCGCGCCAUUGAUUCUGCGGACGAGCCGCGUUUCCGCUGGCGGGAGUCGGUCCUGCGGGUGUAGGAUUCGAGUGUGUAUGUGUGAUGACGAUGAAGAUCGCGCCGCGGGGACCACCGAGGUGACUCGCGGUGGCGGCGGCGGCGGCGACGGCGACGGCGGCGGCGGCGGCGGCGGCGGCGGCGGCUCUUGGGAGACCGAACGGUACCAAAGCUCGCAGGAUGCUGCGGGCGGGAAGAUCUCGCAGCGCAGGAGUCUUGCUCGCAGUCCCCGAAUCGGCUCUGGCCGACUGGUAGGAGGACCGAUGACGAGGCAUGACGGUCUAACGGCGCGCGUCGCCGGGACGCUCACGUCGCGCUCGCGGCCUCUACUGACGACCCUGACGACGCUGCUCGUCGCGCUGUCCUGCUGCUGCGCUCGCGCCAGUGAAUUCCCCGAGCGGGAAUGCUGUGACCUACCCUACCCGAUUCCGGAGCCCACCGGCAGGUCCACGUCCGCGCCGACGCCAACCGGAAGAAGCGGAUCUGGCAUCAAGGUGCCGAUGGCCAUUCUGAAUUGCCUCUACGCCCGACAAUUGUGCUACGAGGAUCCGUCAUGCAGCGCCAUUUUGGAGAUUAUACCAAGAGUUUGCGGUCCAGAAUUAGUGGCAUGCUCGACGGUGACGGUGAAAAAGUGUCAGGCGGCUCUGCGUACCCUGCAGGCUUUCACUUUCUUCCGACCAACGUGCCUCUGCAGGGAGCCGCAUGUCGAUCCAGACUGCAACAGUUUUCAGAACUUCCUGUUCGACCACCCGUGCGACUACGUCGAAUGGAAAGAUAAGGAUCCAUAUCCGAUAGACGCAUUGCCGACAUGCAAUCAUGCACUUAAUCUUUGUCAGCGUGGAAAACCUUGCAAUCAGAUCUACAAGGACUUCAGAACUAAUUGCAAAAUUCAAGACGGCCAAUGCCGAAUGGAGAAUCGGGAUGCUUGCCAAGAUUCUUGGACGCAAUUGCGGCUGUCGCCAAUGUUCGGCUGCAUAUGCCCGAAUAAUCAUAUCAAGCGACGAUGUGACAAGAUCUUCUCAGCGGUUAAUCAUAAUCCUUGCGUUGAGGUCCUGCCCUCCUCCACCUCCGUAGACCUGUCGGGCACGGAUUCGGCCCUGUACCCGUUCGACCCGCAGCAGGAGAACUACCAGGAGAUCUGGUUGCCGCCGACCAGUAGGUACCCCUAUUUUCUGUACCCCGGGACCGCGCGCACUCCGUCGUACUACGACCCCGACAGCACGUACGACAUACGGGAGCCCGGCGAUCGCUAUCAGCAUCACCACCGCCACGGCGAUCGACAUCACCACCAGGAAGUGCCGGAACUGCCCGGCAGGCCAGCCGUUCUCGUUGUCGAGGCGUACGACCCUCGUGCCGAUUCGGACGGGUACGAAACCGACGUGAAUCGGUUCGAGGAUCGCGCGGCGACCUCGCGUCCAGGCGCUGAUCAUCCGGAUCGGUCGACGGAUAAAUCUUUUUCCUCCUCUCCCUCUUCUUCUUCUUUCUCCUCUUCUUCUUCUUUUUCUUCUUCUUCUUCGUCUUCGUCUUCGUCUUCGUUGUCCAAGCAUGACCGCGUCUCCGGCACAGUGCACCUGCAGCCCCAAAGCGAGCAUGACGCGCACCCGCACCAGCAUCGGCACCAUCACCACCAACAGCACCAGCACCAUCACCAUCGUCAGCACCCCGCACUACCCGCACCGCCGACCGUCGUCGCGACGCUGUCGUCGUCGUCGCCGGGCUCGUACGCGCCGGCGGCCGCUCGUCCCACGCCUACCGUGUUGGACGAGCCGUUGGGAGCCCACGGGCCCGGCCAUGCCGAAUCGCCUCGGCUGCCGGCCCCGAGGAAGUUCGCGCCUAGGCCCACCUACGAGCACCGCGCGAUCUUCGACCGCGCCGAUGACGAUCUCGAUGACCUCGAAAUCAGGCCAGCCGCGCCGCCCGUCGAUCGGUUCUUCGAUCUCCUCGAGACCGUCGAAGGGUCCGUCGAUCAAGUGAAGGUCAUCGCCCAUCCCGACAAUUCCUCCAGCCUCGAAGUGAUUGAAUCGCAAUUGGAAAAUCCGCUGAUUGAUCAUCAUGCCGAUCAUCAUAAUUUAUUCAACAUGAAGCAGAUCCCUAUUCCAGGCCAUCAUCAUCGCACUCACCACAAGAAAAACCAGACGGACGAUUUCGAACAAACGGGUGUGGAAUCACCGUCCUCAGACAUCGAUAAGCUUCAGCAGCCGGUGAAAGUGAUCUUAUCCAGCACUUGUCAGCAUGCUUACACGUCCUGCAAAAAUGAUCCGGAAUGCAAGAAUCUCCUGCAACCUGUUCUGAACCACUGCGACUCAACGACGUGCGCGAGAAACGAGUGUAUGGAAGCGUUGCAGCAUUUCUAUAAGACCGCCAAUCACAAGCAUUCCGUGGAAAUUGCUUUCUGCCUCUGCAGGAAAACGGACAGCAAAAAGGACGAGUGCAUAAUAGCACAAGAGAAAAUGCAUCCAACUUGCGCGCAGCGCAUAGACGGCGCCGAAAUGCCAACGUGUCACAGCUUGGCCGAGACUUGCAAAGAGAACAGGAGCUGUAGACUUAGACUGGAGUACUACGAACAAAGCUGCGCGGUCGACAGUGUAACGAAAAAAUGCGCUGGGCCAACCUCAGAAUGCAGAAAAGCGAUGCUGGGCAUCCUGGGUACUGAACUUCAUACCAACUGUGCUUGUAAGGGCACCGAGCUUAACCAACUCUACGGCUGUCUAGGUUGGCAACGACUUCUCUGGGUGAAUCCUUGCGUAGUGGAAUCGCAGAAGGACUAUCACGCGCGCAGAAAACAUCAUCAUUCGCGAACGACAACCGCGAAGACAACGACAACGACGACUGCCGUCGCGUCAACGACAAGGUCACCGACAAGCACGACGGCGACCACCGCGGUCGAACAAGUGGAAGAUAAUCAAAUACCGGAAGUGACGAGGUGGCCGACCACCGAACCCACGGAAACUUGGGAAAUCACAACCACUACUAUAAGCACCACUCCAAGCACCACCACGACCACCACGCCGACACCACGCUUCUGCAUCGUUCAAAGGCCGAGACAGAGUCACCAAUACAUAAGAGAAGGCAAGGGCAAAAGGCUCUAUCGCGAUGACGAGCCCGAAUGCUCGGAACUCUGCCAUUGUGGUGAGGGUGAGCAACUUGUUUGCAACACCAUCUGCGUCGAUUCAUCUCCUUGCAAGACAGAUUUUGCUUUCUACAAUCAUGAAGCGCCUGCCUAUCAGGCGCAUCGAGGUCCUUGCCUUUGCUAUAGUGGUGGCUUUAUAUGCAUGCGGCCUUCGCCUGACACAUAUAGUAUACCGCACGGGGUUUUCAUGUUCCUGGGGUACAGCGAGAAGGACGAGACCUUAUUGAAGCAGCACAACAAUGUAACCGUGCUGGACGCGGUGUCGUCUCUCGACAAUUUCAUGAGAGAGGAAGUCAAUAAUCAGACAGUAUGCACGCUCUUCUUGUACAACGCGACCCGAGAAAACGUGAUUGCAGUGGCACGACUCGGGACCGACAAUCCACCCUUAAAUAGCAGCCAGGCUCAGAGUCUGCAGCACCUGCUGCGCGUCAAGGAGGAGUGCGCGUCGAUGAUGCAAGAUCUCAGUGAUAAGAUCAACAAUAAACAUCACGAGGUGCACACGCAUCCGCUGCUCUCGAUCUUCAAGAUGGCCGAGGUCGAGGUGAAGAUGCCGUACAAUAGCGAGGCGGCGAUCCCCAGAUCGUCGUCAGCGCUCCUUGUCAUUCUGUUCUCAAUUGGCCUCUUCGGGUCGACGUGUCUCUUCGGUUCGUGACAGGGACAUCAAGAUACCACGAAGAAUCCGUAUCGAAUGUCCCCCUUGCGGAAGAUCGCUACGUGUCGCGUACACGUUGUCGCAACGAUUCCGAUCCGGACGAGAAAGGACUCGUGGCCUUGAAGGGCGUAGAUCAACGAAGGGAAGAGUUCCCGUCUUCCCCUCGAUCGCCAUGCAGAUCGCAGGGAUCGAUCAGCGGAUCUGCAAUAGCGAUCUCUAUCCAUUUCCGCCGAUCGCGGAUUGCUCACCGCACCGUUAAAGAUAUUAUUAAAUAAUAUUGAUAUCUAAUAAUAUUUUUUUUUUGUUACUCGACGGAGCGUCCUCGAAUCUCGUCCUUAACUCUUCGACCGUAACAAUUCAUAUGGUUUCAGACUUAAUCUUGAAACAUAUGCGAUAGUUAUCAUAAUUAAUAUUACGAGUAAAAUUAUUUUCCUUCCAAAAUAAGAUCAUAGACGAAGAGAAAUAAGAAAUUUUAUUUUCAAAGUUUUAGUAGUAUAUACUCUCUAGUAACGUAUAUUUUUUUAUAUCGUUAUUAUGUAUUUUACUUUAUGUCUAUCUUUUUGCGAUAAAUGAAAGUUAGUAAUCAAUGAGAAUGUGGCACGUGUUUAAAAUUGCACCUAAACUGUCGAUUUCGAGGUUACUUAAUUUUAUUUUCAGAAUAUAUAUUGGAGAAAAUAGAAAAUUCACAUGGGUAUUUUAUAAAAUAUUCAUUGCAUGUUCCAACAUUUUGAAAGCAUUUAAUAUAGAUGCUAAUGCAUCCCAUGGACAUGAUAACUCUGCUUGACUGAAGAUUACUGCAGUUGCACUGUAAUAAUAUCUUCCAUAGGAAAGAGUGCUAUUUGGUACUCGAAGGGUUAGCGACGGAUGAUUGAUGAUGCCCUGGACGAUCGACGCCAGUUUGAAGUCGAGCUUGAUGCGGAAGCGAGAUCGACAUGAAAUGUAUUUGUCAAAUGCAGAAAUCAAGUAGAAAUCGAGCAGAAAUCGUCGACUCAUUGCGUUUUUUAUGCGCUCGAUCAUUAAUAAAUUCGCCAUCAAAAGUGUCUCGCGACAAGAUUGUUGCACGAUCGACGUGUAAUCGACUUGUGACUUGAAUACGAAUUACAUCGCAAGUUGAUAAUUGGCAGUCGUACACGAUAUUGAUAAUGUUUGAUUAUAUGAUGAUUUAUGUAUAAAUAAUUGAUGAUAGAAUAAUAAAUGAUUUAUAAA